Molecule: messenger RNA, 3798 nt
Organism: Sceloporus undulatus (fence lizard)
Lineage: Eukaryota; Metazoa; Chordata; Lepidosauria; Squamata; Phrynosomatidae
Product: rap1 GTPase-GDP dissociation stimulator 1-like
Exons: 13
Coding region: 1926-3377 (483 amino acids)
Biological process (GO): positive regulation of GTPase activity
Cellular component (GO): cytosol
Molecular function (GO): protein binding; guanyl-nucleotide exchange factor activity
Source: RefSeq, a predicted model, not a curated record
CAUACAUACAUAAGGGGGAAAAUGUGUAUGCUCAAGUCCCAUUAGAAGAAAUGGAGCUUAUGCCCACACCCACACCCCAUUACAUCUUUUGGGGCAUGUGAGGGGUUUUUUCAGUGUGGUUGGAAGCCACAUAAGGCGCACCUGUGUGUUAUGCAGGUGCACUGUACUGAAUACUCCGCAGACAGUGUUCCCUCUCCUCCAGCAUGUGGCCUUGCAGUUGGCAAACAAUGUUUUACAGACAGAAGAUGACAAAUGAUAGAAAAUGUCUUAUGAGUUUAUAACAUGGGGUUUAUCCCAUGCAGAAACAGAAUUUAAAAUGGGGAAAUCCCGCAAAAGUAGGAUCAUUUUGCACAUGACAUUGAGGGUACUGAACAUUAAUCCAGCACUAACCCACAGAGAAAGUGAACAAAAGUGGCUGCUUUUCACUUUUAGGCAGAUUUUGUCCACUUUCUGUGCAGGUUUUUCCCCAUUAAUGCUCAAUGCCCCUAAUAUGUCUGAGAACAACCCCCUUUUUGUAGGAUUUUUCUGCUAUUUAAAUCCCAUUUCUGCAUGAGAUUUAGGCACUUAACCUCCCGUGUGAUAAACUCCAUAGUUGGAGAAAUGUCUUUCGUGAGUGCUUCCUUUCUGAGUUAUUACCACCUUUGGCUAACUCAAGUAUUGAGUAAUGUGUCCCUGAGAUCCAGGUGGAUACCCUUUGUUUGAAAAAGGCCCUUUCUUUUAGAGAAAUUCUGAUGCCUUGCUUAAGCCUGAAGUGUUUAAUAAAUUCCCAGUUCAGAGCAAUCCAUUCUGGGAUGGGGUCUACUGAAGCAAGAAUUCAAGCUGCUUGCCUCCUUGUGGAGGCUCCUUGCUAAAAAAUCACUGCCUAAACUAGCUGAUAUCACUCUUCCAGACACCUAAAAUCUAGGAUUUUGUCCAGAGAAUCUCAUUAGCUUAUUUCUCUUUUUCAAACUCUUGGCCCUGGCUUCAGAGGAACUUGGUUAGCUUGCCCUCCUUUCCAUCCACUGUUCAAGCCAGAAGGGCUCCCUACCUCCUCACAAACCCAGUGGGACUAAGGAGAGGUAAUCCCUUAUCUCUUAAAGUUAUCUUUUGGGAAGUACUUUCCCUGCACAUUGGAGCUUUCCAAAAUUGCCCCCCUUUUUCUGAUGAGGGGGUAUUAGGAAAAGUAUUAAACUGUCUUUAAUUUUGAAACUUUUCUCUCCUCCCUCUCUUCCACCUUAGCAACCCUUACAGCUUCAAACUGCUUUUAAUUCCAAACGAUUACAGCCUUGCAUAUUUGCUGUUCCGCAUGUAUUUUUGCCAUUUGUGACGCUCUGCCAUAUUUGCUAUUCUCAAAUGUAGCUAUUGCGUAUAUCUUCAUUCUUGUGUAUUCAAUACAAUUCUCCUUUUAGAGAGUUCUGUGUGAAUGUAGAUUUUUGAGCCCAAUAUAUUUGAUGUAUUAUUUGCCAAAGAUACACGAUCCCUGAUAGGCAUGUGUACUCACAACAUGUAUGAAAUAAUUCAUUUCUUCCAAGGGCAUACCUGGUAACACUCAGAGAUCUUUUUCUUCAUUAUUUAAUAUUACUUCAUAUAUGUUUCUUGAGAAAAAGACAUGGGUACAAACAAGAAGUGUAGAAGUAACUUGAUGUAUCUGUGAUAAUCUUAUCCCAUUUGAUUUUUGUUUAAGUUCCUCAUUUUGUAGUCUUAUAACAUGAGACCAGUUCUUCUGAAACAGUAAGAAAAUGAAUUCCAAUGGGCCUUUGGUAUCUGUUGGGGUUUUGUUCUAGGAUCCCCAACGCAGAACCAAAUGGCAAAAUUAAGAGCACAGAACCUGCAGUCUCUUAACUGAAAGAGAUGUUUUGCCAACAUUUGCCAGGCUCCUCCAAAGUGACCCACUUUGUGCAGUAAAGGCAGCCCAGGUGCUUGCAGAGAUAACUAAAAAUGAGGAAAUGAAGGUCCCAUGUAUAGAUGCUGGUUUGGUCCCAAUCAUGAUACCACUCUUGGACAGCAGAGACCAAGAAAUGUUGCUUCAUGUGGGCAGAGCCAUUGGCCGCAUAUGCUAUGAUAAUAAUGACCUCCAAGAGCAGCUGGCAAAAGCAGAAGUGAUCAACUCCCUGGUUAGGAUAAUGUCAGACUAUCCAGAUAACGAACCUCUUGUCCGUGUCAACCUGUUGGCCUUGUCCAACCUUGCAGACUUAGAUGCUGCUAAAGAGGCCCUUAGCAAGACCAAAGUUGCAGAACAUUUGGUACAUCAGCUGCAGGUGGCAAAUCAUCAUGAGAAGGUUGAAAUCAUCCUUGAGGUUCUACAGACACUGGCAGAGAAUGAUACCCUGAAAUUGCAGUUAGUUGAGGCUGGUAUUCAGGAGGCUGUGUCAGAGAUCUUGAAGAGGCUCCAGGCUAGUUCCAAGCCAGAAGACAUGUGCAGCUUAAAGGCUGCAUCAGAUCUGAUUGUGUCACUGCUACUUGGAGAUGAAUCCAUGCAGCAGCUGUUUGCAGAGGGAAAGGGUGUUAUCUACCAGAACAUUGCCACAUGGCUUACAUCCAAGCACACGCAAUUGCAGCUGACAGGGGCUUUGGCCAUUGCUAAUUUUGCCAGGAAUGACAGUAAUUGUGUCGGAAUGGUGCAACUAGGGGUCGUACAUCAGCUACUAGACCUUUUGGAUCACCAUGUGGAAAGUGGAGAUGUGUCUGUUCAACAUGCUGCUCUUAGUGCUCUUCGGAAUCUGGCUAUACCAGUGGCUAACAAGGUUCAGAUGCUUGAGGAAGGUGUUGCCAAUCGGAUUCAGACGCUUUUGAGGUCAGACAUGCCCCCUGUUCAGUUUAAACUUCUUGGAACACUACGAAUGCUGAUGGAUGGUCAAGCUGAUGCAGCAGAGGAACUGGGCCAAGAUCCCAUGCUGCUAAACAAACUGGUGCAAUGGUGUGAUUCGAAAGACCAUGCUGGAAUCUGCGGGGAAGCAAGCCGACUGUUGGCUUCACUUAUCCGUCACAGCCGUUCUCAGGAAGUUGUCAGAGCCAUUCAAGAAGCUGGAGGCAUGAAGCACCUGGUUUCCAUGGCAACUAGCGAGCAUGCCAUAAUGCAGAAUGAAGCGCUGAUUGCUUUAGCCAUCGCUUCUGCAAUCAAUUUAGAAAUCAUCAAAGAGGAAUUUAAAGAGGCCAAGCUAGUUCAGAACAUACAUAAACUUCUCCAAGAUGAAAGCACAGGUCCAGAGGUGAAAUAUAAUUCAAUAGGCCUGUUGUGCAGUCUCCUAAAUUCAGGUGACCUAAAACAAGAAGCUGAAGAGGACCAGAUGAAAGAAACCCUUGGGAAACUCUGUGGCCACAUCAAUGAGAAUGUGGCCAAACAGGCUCUAAUGGCUCUUCAGAUUCUCAAUGAGGAGAGGAGCCUCUUAGAACAAUAAAUGGUGGCAUAGCCCUCCUUAACCAUCACAGCUUUCUACACAUAAUGCAAUUAAAAUGCUACAUCAGCUAACAAGCUGUGCUUGGAGGCUGAUCUUAUGAGUGCAAGCAUUGAAGUAAAUUAUUAUUGGAGCUGGUCUUAAACUUUCUGAGUAGCUUGGAGAUAUAUGUAAGUUUUUAAAAACAACAACGUUAUUUCAUAGGACUUGUGUUUGUUGCACCCCCUCUUCCACAAUUGGCAGUUCCAGUUGAGUUGAUAGAAUUCUGGUGUGUGUCUUGAUGCUUUCUUUCAAGAGUUCAUUCCAUCCUAUUUCUAUAUCAUGUCGUUUUUAGCUACAUUUAAAUAUGAACUUUAUAAUUGUCCCCUCCAAAUGUGUCUGUUUGUAUAUGCUUUUCCUAAAAUAAGCAUUUCCCUAUGUUAAU